CACAGUCAACAAUAAUAAAAAAUAAUUCACAUAAAAUAAAUAGAGAAAGCUAAGUAAAAUAGAAAUAAGGAAAAUUUAUUCAAUGUACUAAACAAAACUGUACAGUGUGUAGAAAAAGAAAGAAUGUUUGAUUCAUAGGUAAUGAAGAAAAUUAUUAAUACAUAUUUAUUUAUUUAAACAUUAUAAUGUUUUUUGAUGUACUUAUGUAUAUUGUAAUGUAACCAUGGAAUAUAAUAUGUUCGUUAUUAUAUUCCUAGCCGUAAUUCCAUAUUUGUUUUCGUUGAAUGGUGAUUUUGUUUUUGACGAUUCUGAAGCCAUUCUAAAAAAUAAAGAUAUAUCGUCGCAAUCAUGGAUAGAACCUUUUUAUCAUGACUUCUGGGGCACCAACAUGAAAAGUAAAGAGAGCCACAAGUCAUAUCGACCCCUAACAAUUUUAAGUUUCAAGUUGAACCGCCUGUUAAAUGGAGGAGUACUGUCUGCAUAUCAAUUCAAAAUAACAAACGCUGCAUUGCAUGUUUUGUGUUGUGUUAUCGUAUGGAUAACGUAUAGAACAAUUUUAACCCAAAUUCAAUUUAGUUCCAGUAAGGAAAGUGUGUCAAAUAUCGCAUAUUUAGCUACUAUGCUAUUUUGUAUUCACCCUGUUCAUGUGGAAGCUGUAUGUGGUAUUGUUGGGAGAGCUGAUUUAUUAGCUGCUAUAACAUUCUUUUCAUCAUUCCUGAUGUAUGCCAAGGCUCUUAGAAACUCACAUUUCUCCUAUUUGUACCUUAUUCUUGCCAUCCUAUUUGCUGGAUUAUCUAUGAUGUUUAAGGAAAAUGGUAUAACAGCAUUGGGAUUUUGUAUGAUAUAUGAAUUAAUUAUGAAUAUACAAGCUAUGGAAAGAAAGAAUCCUGGAUAUUUUCAAACAUGUUUUGGAAAUUUUGCAUACAAUUUGAAAUCAAGUUUUCGACUUCUAUUUUUAUUAGCUUCUAUUAUUGUAAUGCUGUAUUUGAGAUGGUCUGUGAUGGGCGGAGAAAAACCAAUCUUCAAAAACACUGAUAACCCUGCUGCUUUUAGUCCUGAUUUUUUUACAAGGGUAUUAACUUACAACUAUAUUUAUUUCAUUAAUGCUCUUAUUUUUAUUUGGCCAUAUUGGCUGUGCUAUGAUUGGUCCAUGGGAUGUAUUCCAAUAAUUAAGGAAUUCACAGAUUUUAGGAUUAUAUUUAUUAUCUUACUAUAUUUUUUUGGGUCUUUAACCUUACUCUCCAUUCUUGGUAGGAACCGGCUGCAAUCUAAAAGACUUAUUAUUCUGUCAUGCAGUCUCGUGAUUGUUCCAUUCUUACCGGCAUCAAACUUAUUCUUCCCUGUUGGUUUUGUUAUUGCUGAAAGAAUUCUAUACAUUCCAUCAGCUGGCUAUUGCCUGCUUGUUGCUGUAGGAUUUCAUAAAAUCCUUCAGAGAAGACCCUUGAAUAUUCCUAGAAAUGUCAUGAUGGUUAUUUAUUUCUUUUUAAUAAUAUUAUAUGCGCUAAGAAGCUAUCAGCGAUCAUUUGAGUGGCAGACUGAAUAUAAAUUAUUUACAAGUGGUCUCCUUGUUUGUCCUUUGAAUGCCAAAGUCCACUACAAUGUCGCAAAGGCUGCAGAUGCUAAGGGAAAUGUUACUUGGGCAAUUAAUGAGUAUAAGAUAGCAAUAAGAUUACAUCCUGAAUACUACCAAGCAAUGAAUAAUUUGGCGAAUCUUUUAAAAAAUAAAAAACAAUUUGUGGAUGCUGAAUACUAUCUCAGAAAGGCUAUAUCAUUGAAAGAAGAUUUUCCAGCAGCUUGGAUGAAUUUAGGUAUCGUUUUGGCGAGUAUCAAGAAUUUUGAGGAGUCAGAAAAAGCUUACCACAAUGCACUGAAGUAUCGAAAGCUUUAUCCUGAUUGUCAUUAUAAUUUAGGAAAUUUGUAUCUUGAGCUUAACAAAACUAAUAUUGCUGUAGAUCAUUGGUUCAAAGCAAUACAAUUAAACCCUAAACACAAUUCUGCAUGGACUAAUUUGCUUGCGUUGUUGGAUAACACAGAUCAAAUCAACAAGGCAUUAAAACUAAUACCUCAAGCACUAGAGGAAUUACCAGAGUCUCCUUCGGUUAUAUUUGCGAUCGCAAAUAUUUACGGAAAAAUAGAUGAAUAUAAUGAAGCAGAGAGGCACUUUUUGGCGUCAAUACAAUUAUUUGGUAAUCACGUCAAGCCCAUUCAUUAUGCGAAUCUUGGAGUUCUCUACCAUCGUUGGAAAAAAUACGACCUGGCGGAAACAAUGUAUAAAAAAGCUUUAGAAAUUCAACCAAACUUUCAAAGUGCACGCAAGAAUUUAGAGAGUUUAAAAAAGUUAAGAUUAAAAAUAAAACUGUGA
This is a messenger RNA of Colias croceus (clouded yellow), 2362 nucleotides long. Its product is annotated as protein O-mannosyl-transferase TMTC4-like. The transcript is spliced from 11 exons. Gene Ontology annotation, cellular component: endoplasmic reticulum. Gene Ontology annotation, biological process: endoplasmic reticulum unfolded protein response; protein O-linked glycosylation via mannose. Gene Ontology annotation, molecular function: mannosyltransferase activity; protein binding. Lineage: Eukaryota; Metazoa; Arthropoda; Insecta; Lepidoptera; Pieridae. Bases 224 to 2362 code for a protein of 712 amino acids. The record is from RefSeq and is a predicted model, not a curated record.